GCAAGAGUAACCGCAGAAGAAGAAAGAAGCCGGAAGUGCGACUCUUGUUUUGCAGCUUUGUUUCCGGUUCCGUCUCGCAGGUAAAGAUGAAUGCUCCUCCAGCCUUCGAGUCGUUUCUCUUGUUUGAAGGAGAAAAGAAGAUCAGCAUCAGCAAAGACACCAAGGUACCCAACGCCUGUCUGUUUACUAUCAACAAAGAAGACCAUACGGUGGGAAACAUCAUCCGAGCUCAGCUGUUGAAGGAUCCCCAAGUUUUAUUUGCUGGUUAUAAAGUUCCUCAUCCACUGGAACACAAGAUCGUCAUCAGAGUCCAGACUACAUCAGACUACAGUCCACAGGAGGCGUUCACCAAUGCCAUCACAGAUCUUAUCAGUGAGCUGUCGUUGCUGGAAGAACGUUUUAGAGUCGCCAUCAAAGACAAGCAGGAAGGGAUCGAGUGACAGCGCCCACAUGAUGAGCUCCUUUUUAUGUUCUUGUGUGUUUUUAUAAAUAAAGUCGGAUGUCUAAGUUG
Cynoglossus semilaevis (tongue sole) is the source of this 511-nucleotide messenger RNA. It is a transcript of the gene polr2j, whose product is annotated as RNA polymerase II subunit J. The transcript is spliced from 3 exons. Gene Ontology annotation, biological process: transcription by RNA polymerase II. The coding region runs from base 87 to 440 and encodes 117 amino acids. Gene Ontology annotation, molecular function: DNA binding; protein dimerization activity. NCBI's taxonomy places the organism in Eukaryota, Metazoa, Chordata, Actinopteri, Pleuronectiformes, Cynoglossidae. Gene Ontology annotation, cellular component: RNA polymerase II, core complex. The record is from RefSeq and is a predicted model, not a curated record.